CAGUGUCUCAUGGGGGUUGUAUUAUAAGCAACGCUCUUGCCAUACUGGGGUUGAGAGAGAAGCUACCUGCGCCUGCCUACCGGUGAAGCCCCAACGCAGACCUACAGGCGCCAUGGCCUGGCGUUUCUUCCGGAAGCUUUUCAGAAACACGGACUUCGCCUCUUCCCCCACCAAGAAGCUCAAAGUUUCCAGCUCUGAGGAGCCCGGCCAGAAACUCCGCUUCUCCAAACUGUCCGAAAACGCCUUUGCUCCCUCCAGAGGGUCGUCCAGGGCUGCGGGCUACGAUUUGUACAGUGCAUAUGACUGUGAGAUCCCUGCUUCAGGAAAGGCUGUAGUGAAAACAGAUAUUCAGAUUGCCCUUCCUGGUGGGUGCUAUGGUCGAGUAGCUCCUCGUUCUGGACUAGCUGCAAACCAUUUUAUAGAUGUUGGUGCUGGGGUUAUUGAUGAGGAUUAUAGAGGAAAUGUUGGUGUUGUACUUUUUAACUUUGGAAAGGAACCUUUUAAAGUUAAAAGGGGGGACAGGAUUGCCCAGCUGAUCUGUGAGCGCAUCUACUAUCCUGAGAUUGAAGAAGUUCAGGUUUUGGAUGAAACAGAACGUGGCUCAGGAGGCUUUGGGUCCACUGGCCAGAAAUAAUGAGAGCUGUUACAUGCAGGAAAUGCCUUUGUUUUAUUGGUUUCAUAUAAAGUAUUUUUUAUAAAUAAAACAUUUUUGCUAGA
Molecule: messenger RNA, 717 nt
Organism: Rhineura floridana
Lineage: Eukaryota; Metazoa; Chordata; Lepidosauria; Squamata; Rhineuridae
Gene: DUT
Product: deoxyuridine triphosphatase
Exons: 7
Coding region: 113-634 (173 amino acids)
Biological process (GO): dUMP biosynthetic process; dUTP catabolic process
Molecular function (GO): magnesium ion binding; dUTP diphosphatase activity
Source: RefSeq, a predicted model, not a curated record